Geosmithia morbida is the source of this 1470-nucleotide messenger RNA. Its product is annotated as to MFS quinate transporter. Gene Ontology annotation, molecular function: carbohydrate:proton symporter activity. The record is from RefSeq and is a predicted model, not a curated record. Gene Ontology annotation, cellular component: membrane. Lineage: Eukaryota; Fungi; Ascomycota; Sordariomycetes; Hypocreales; Bionectriaceae. The transcript is spliced from 8 exons. Bases 1 to 1470 code for a protein of 489 amino acids. Gene Ontology annotation, biological process: carbohydrate transport; transmembrane transport.
AUGACAAUCAUCGUCAAGGUUCUCCGCGCCGUCAUCCGCAAUGAUGCCAUGAAAGCGGACCCGGACGAGAUCUACGGAUGGCGCGUCUUCACCCUCGUCUUCUCCGCCUGCUUCGGCGGCAUGGUAUUCGGGUGGGAUACGGGGGCCAUCGGCGGCGUGCUUUCCAUGCCGGAUACGAAGGUGCGCUUUGGGUACGACAAGUGGUCCGACGGCGCGCAGUCCAUGAUGGAACAGAACAUAGUGUCGACGCUGCAGGCCGGCUGCUUCCUCGCUUGCUUCUUCACCGGCUGGGCCGCCGACCUGUUUGGCCGGAGGAACUCGCUCAUCUUCACAGGCAUCCUGACGACGGUCGGCAUCGUCUUCCAGGCCGCGUCGGCCGCCAAUGGCACCCUGGCCGUCAUGUAUGUCGGCCGGUUCAUCGCUGGCAUGGGCGUCGGGGCUGCCUCCACCCUCACCCCGUUGGUCAAUUAUGGCUGCCUCCUACACGUCCCAUCCCCCGCCGUCUUCAUCGUCCCGCUCGCGCUCCAGUGUCUGCCUGCUGUCCCCCGAUGGUGUGCCAGAAAGGAUGACUGGGAACGUGCUACGAAUAUCAUUGUCCGUCUUCGCGGCCUCCCCGCCGAUUCUGACUAUGUCCGUGAUGAGGUCCAGGACAUGGCUUCGCAGCUCGAGGCAGAGCGUAGCUUGACGGGCGAUGCGUCGGCCAAGACACUGAUGAGGGAGAUGGUGACCAUUCCGGGAAACCGCAGGCGAGCACUCAUCUCGAUCAUGCUCAUGGUCUGCCAGCAAAUGACUGGAGUCAAUGCCAUUAUCUUUGCCAACCUCGGCAUGACGGGCACCGAGACUGGCCUUUUCGCCACCGGCGUCUACGGGAUCGUCAAGACUGCCGCAUGCGGAAUCUUCCUCGUCUUCAUCGCCGACUCGCUGGGUCGUCGCAUGAGUCUCCUAUGGACUAGUAUUGCCCAGGGCUUCGUCAUGUACUUGAUUGGGAUCUAUGGCCGCGUCGAGCCGCCGGUCGAGGGAAAAGGCGUUUCCGCUUUUGGCUAUGUUGCCAUCGUGUGCAUCUACCUCUGGGCAGCCUUCUUCCAGUUUGGAUGGGGCCCGGCUUGCUGGAUCCUCGUAUCGGAGAUACCGACGGCACGGCUCCGUGCCACCAAUGUGGCCCUGGCGGCCGCUACGCAGUGGCUGUUCAACUUUAUCGUCGCGCGCACCGUGCUCACCAUGCAGGCGACCAUGGGCAAGGCCGGGUACGGCAUGUUCUUCAUGUUUGGGUCAUUUGACUUGCUCAUGUUCAUCUUCGUCUUCUUCUUCGUGCCAGAGACGAAGGGGCUCAGCCUGGAGAAGAUGGACGAGGUCUUUGGUGUGGUCGACCCCAACAGCACAGGCAAAGCCGGUGUUUACGACGAGAAUCCUGAAGCUGCGUCGCAUAUUGAGACGAUCCGUGAGGAAGGAGGAGGCCGUGCUAAGGUCUAG